Mobula hypostoma (lesser devil ray) is the source of this 1485-nucleotide messenger RNA. RefSeq lists its product as uncharacterized. NCBI's taxonomy places the organism in Eukaryota, Metazoa, Chordata, Chondrichthyes, Myliobatiformes, Myliobatidae. The record is from RefSeq and is a predicted model, not a curated record. The transcript is spliced from 13 exons. Gene Ontology annotation, cellular component: plasma membrane. The coding region runs from base 1 to 1485 and encodes 494 amino acids. Gene Ontology annotation, biological process: regulation of osteoclast development; regulation of actin cytoskeleton organization; regulation of bone resorption.
AUGAGGAAGGAUCCCUACCGACACAUCGUCACAUUCAUGCGUUAUGAACAUGGAUCGUGGGCAGCGGAAAACGGAGUGACUCGGUACGAGCUCGUCCGGGACUCAGAGCGAGGAAACGCCUCGAUCAGGAUAAAGCAGCUGAGUGUGGAGGACAGUCACAGCUACCUGUGUCUGGCUGAGUUCAGGAAAAUGAACCAUGAUUAUUCAUCCUAUGGAGACCACGUCAAACCCCCAUUUAUCCAUGUGUUCCAGAGUGAGAUCCAGCUGCAGGUCAGACCAGCUCCCGGCGAGAGUGUCUCUGUGAUGACUGGAACCGAGGGAGCUUCGGCCACGUUACCCUGUGAGUUCACACGGUCUCCGCAGAGCCUCACCGCACACACGGUGACGUGGAUGAGGAAGGAUCCCUACCGACACAUCGUCACAUUCAGGCGUUAUGAAAAUGGAUCGUGGGCAGCGGAAAACGGAGUGACUCGGUACGAGCUCGUCCGGGACCCAGAGCGGGGAAACGCUUUCAUCAGGAUAAAGCAGCUGAGUAUGAAUGACAGUCACAGCUACCUGUGUCUGGCUGCCUUCAGGAAAAAGAGCCAUAAUUAUUCAUCCUACAGAGACCACGUCAAACCCCCAUUUAUCCAUGUGUUCCAGAGUGAGAUCCAGCUGCAGGUCAGACCAGCAAACUCCAACUCUCACAUUUAUGUGCUGCUCGUUCUGGUUCCCCUGUUCCUGGUCUGUGUCCUUGCAGCCUCCUGGAAGAAGAAAGUUCACCUCUGGCUGAUGGGUCGCAUCAGAGGUACUAAAAGGAAUGUUCCACGUUUGACCCAAUCGGAGCAGGAACAGAAGCCGCCUGAGUCAGUGCACGACAGCAGCCCGUUGUACGACAACAUCAUCCCGAGCAGCAACAACAAAGUGCAAGACAGCAGCCCGGUGUACGACAACAUCGUCCCAAGCAGCAACAAAAAAGAGCAGCCAGAUUCCUGCACUUAUGCCAGUAUUUUGUUUGGAGGUGAGAAGGCAAGCAAACCUCAAGCUAAAGAUCAAGGUGGGCAGAAGCAGGAAGCUGGACCUGCAGAGGUGAUCUACGCGGCGGUGGUGAAGAAACACAGCUGGAGACUAGCCAGACUCCUGAUCUUAGCCCGGUUGUCUUCGUUGGCCAUGGAGAACGACGCUUUGAUAACCCUGUCCUCCGAGAGCUCCAACGCCAGCAUCUUCCUGAUCACGGCUGUCGGAAUCAGUACCUCGAGCUUCGUCUUUGUCUCCGAUAUUGGCAGUACACACCAUGACACUUAUCUACCAGCAUCACUGAAGGACAUCUUGGACAAGUCCCUCAUUCGGGACUUCCAGCGGACACAGUUGGCCACACUGCCAUGGAAUCCAGUCCACAGGGGCUGCGCAAGGCCGCACCCCAAAGAUACACGUCUCCCAGGCCACCCCGGAGAUAUCAAAAAUGGGCAGUCAGCAAGCUCUGGGAGCGGGAACCCACUGCUGUGA